AUGCCCCGACAACGAAGAAGAGGAGGAACAGGUACACUGAAAUAUAUCAAUACUUUUUUAUUUGAUUCUAUGCAGGUGAAACUCACAGCUCAACAGGAGUUAUGAUGCUGCACCUUGUGGCUGUAUUCAGUAACCUAUAUUUCAAGGGUGCAUCUGAAGGUGGUUUGAUUUUGAUUCUGGCCUGAACUCCAGGCCUUAAAAUUGACACUGAGCUAAAAGGAUUUUAGACUUUUUUAACCCCAAACUUUAGAAUUUUAGUCCUGUAGUAGCAGAUUACCAGAAAAUAUGAAAGCACUGGAUAAAUAAAAGCAUGUAAAGUAAUGCUUAUGCAAGAAGAAAACUGCAAUCCUAGACAGUCAUAUAUUAUACUUUUUAUUAGGAUUUCGAAUGAUCUUUUGGCUCUUUUGUAGCUUUGUGAAUCUUGAGAAUAAAAAAAAGACAGAAGAAUCACCAGUUUUUGCACUUUAUGAGUUAAAUAGACCUCCCUGGAUCUGCUGAGCAAUUCUGUGUUUGUGCUGCACUUUUCCAGCUGCUCCCACAGACAAAUAUGUGCUCUGUAAGAUACCUGAAGAAUGGGCAAGACUACCUCUUGUUCGUAGUCGCAAGUUUCCUCUACCAUGUAACAGCGUUGCAGUAUAUUGGCCGAUAACGUCCAGCAGAGAAGUUGUGUACGCAGGUCACAUUUGUCCCAAAAGCUCUCAGGAAAUGCCCGAAUCAGCGCUGAAGCCUCCACUUAAAAAUGCACCUCUGAGAGAGAAGCUUUUGAAACUGAAGGAGAAGAACAAAGCUGACGAGGCCCUGACUGAAGCUAUCUCCAAACUGCACAGAGACCUCAACUUCUCAACCAGCAUCAAUCCAGAGCCUAAAGCCAUCAAGGAGAAGGAGUCUAGCAAUGAAGAUCCACCUGAUGAACCAGAAAUGGAAACUCAUGCAGAGCCUGAAGCUCCAAGUGGAAGAGAAAACACACCACAGUUGGUCACCAACUACCCACUUCCUUACGACAUUCUGGACCAAAGAGAGCGUUUACUGCCACCGCCAUGGUCAGAGGGGUCUCAUUUUGAAGCUAUAGUGGACCUGGACAGUCUGUACAUGGAGUUAGGGUUCUCUCCUCCUCAUUGA
Xyrichtys novacula (pearly razorfish) is the source of this 1119-nucleotide messenger RNA. NCBI's taxonomy places the organism in Eukaryota, Metazoa, Chordata, Actinopteri, Labriformes, Labridae. The record is from the annotation of a GenBank genome assembly.